This is a messenger RNA of Acanthopagrus latus (yellowfin seabream), 909 nucleotides long. It is a transcript of the gene rgra, whose product is annotated as retinal G protein coupled receptor a. Gene Ontology annotation, biological process: visual perception; phototransduction; G protein-coupled receptor signaling pathway. Gene Ontology annotation, cellular component: membrane. Bases 1 to 888 code for a protein of 295 amino acids. Gene Ontology annotation, molecular function: G protein-coupled receptor activity. NCBI's taxonomy places the organism in Eukaryota, Metazoa, Chordata, Actinopteri, Spariformes, Sparidae. The record is from RefSeq and is a predicted model, not a curated record. The transcript is spliced from 7 exons.
AUGGUUUCGUCUUACCCCUUACCGGAGGGCUUCUCCGAGUUCGAUGUGUUCUCCCUGGGAUCGUGUCUGCUGGUGGAGGGUCUGCUGGGCUUCUUUUUAAACGCGCUGACGAUCGUCGCUUUCCUCAAGGUGCGAGAGCUGCGGACCCCCAGCAAUUUCCUGGUGUUCAGCUUAGCGAUGGCUGACAUGGGCAUCUCCAUGAACGCCACCGUCGCCGCUUUCUCCAGCUUCCUGAGGUACUGGCCUUAUGGCUCCGAGGGAUGCCAGACUCACGGUUUCCAGGGCUUCUGCACAGCUCUGGCCAGCAUCCACUUUAUCGCCGCCAUCGCCUGGGACAGAUACCACCAGUACUGCACCAGGACGAAGCUGCAGUGGAGCAGCGCCAUCACUCUGGCUGUGUUCGUCUGGCUCUUCACCGCCUUCUGGGCCGCCAUGCCCCUCAUUGGCUGGGGAGAGUACGACUACGAGCCCCUCAGGACCUGCUGCACUCUGGACUACAGCAAGGGGGACAGAAACUACGUGUCCUACUUGCUCCCCAUGUCAGUCUUCAACAUGGCCAUCCAGGUGUUUGUCGUCAUGUCCUCGUACCAGUCCAUUGCACAGAAAUUCAAGAAGACCGGAAACCCAAGGUUCAACCCCAACACUCCUCUUAAGACUAUGCUGCUCUGCUGGGGCCCCUACGGCGUCCUGGCUUUCUACGCCGCCGUGGAGAACGCCAACCUGGUCUCACCCAAGCUCAGGAUGAUGGCUCCUAUCCUGGCAAAGACCUCUCCCACCUUCAACGUCUUCCUGUACGCUUUGGGAAAUGAGAACUACAGAGGCGGCAUCUGGCAGUUCCUCACCGGGGAAAAGAUUGAUGUGCCUCAAAUUGAGAACAAGUCCAAAUAAACUGAGCAUACAAUAAUCACA